Molecule: messenger RNA, 178 nt
Organism: Perkinsus marinus ATCC 50983
Lineage: Eukaryota; Perkinsozoa; Perkinsida; Perkinsidae
Exons: 1
Source: RefSeq, a predicted model, not a curated record
AUGGCUAGGAAACGAGGAUUGGCAUCUAUUAAGGCCAUCACGGGUGAGCGGAUGGAAAUGUUCCAUCGGGCACUCGAUGGUUACAUAUCCAAGGGUUUCUGUGCUAUCGUCAAGGAUAAUCGCCCCGACCCAUCUAAGCCAGAAGCAUCUACGUGCCAAUCUGUCUGGGAGAAGCUGA